AUGGCGACAGUAUACAAUUAUUUGCAAACAGCUGAUGAGUUCUUUGCGGAAUUACAAGAUCGCGCCGAUCUUGCUGAGAGCAGAAGACAUAGGAGAUUCCAUGCCGUACUUCUUCUUCAGCGUAUGACCAGAGGUUACUUGAUUAGGAAGCAUGUGGCCUGGUUGUCGAAAAAUGCUACCACCAUACAAUGUGCUUUUAGAAUGCACAGAGCAAGAAAGGCCUACAGAGCUGCUUUGAGACGAGCUGUGAGGAACAAACACGCGAGAUAUUACGCUAGAGCCGCUACGAUGAUACAAGCACUAUGGCGCGGAUACUAUUCGAGGAAAACCAAGUUCUGCUACUAUACUUAUCGUCGUUGGCUGCGCACGGUCACUGAGCGGGGUGAAAGAAGAGCCGCGGAAGCUGCCGAAUUCGGCAUCAGAAGUCGAGCAGACGAUCUGAAGAUUCUAGAAGAGGAAGCGCGUCAGUGGCUUGCCUAUGUCGUCUUCAAACUCCACCACCUACUAAGAACCUACAACGUCGCCGGUGUAUACUCAGACCGAGCCACACACGAACUCUCAGAAUUCGAGAAACUUCUAAAAGCCAUCAAAUACACCGAUUACAUGAAGCGCCUGAGAAGGAAAUACGACGAGUUUGUGAGAAAACACAAACCGAAUUUCUCGAACAAAAAACUUUUCCCGAUCAUUGGCGAAGGCGCCGAUUAUUGGUACUUGUCACUGCCAGAGAUGUACGAUUUGACUGUGCCUGUGUCACCGGGUUAUGCGCCUGAGAAGAAUCGCCACUCAGAUACAUAUCACGGGAAGCAACAUAAGGAACCGUUCUUGUGGAGGAAAGUUAGGCACCCGGUUGCGAUAGAGGGCAGAGGUCCGUACACACCGCCGAGGUCUCCAAAGCCUCUAUCUCCACCAGCGCCCGCUCCGACACCGACCCCUGGAGGCGGUGACGCCACCGAGCCCCGCAAGGAUCCUCGCUUCUAUCUCUACGUGAAGUACUACAGACCUCGACCAGACCUUAUGGACUACGUCGACUUCCAUGUAAACGCACUCCUCAAAAGAAAAUGUUCAAUUGAAGACAUAAAUCUCGACACCCCGAAAUCACAAAAAACCAUACAUAAUUAA
Pectinophora gossypiella (pink bollworm) is the source of this 1119-nucleotide messenger RNA. RefSeq names its product spermatogenesis-associated protein 17. The record is from RefSeq and is a predicted model, not a curated record. Gene Ontology annotation, biological process: mitotic cell cycle; spindle organization; establishment of meiotic spindle localization. The coding region runs from base 1 to 1119 and encodes 372 amino acids. Gene Ontology annotation, molecular function: protein binding. Gene Ontology annotation, cellular component: spindle pole. The transcript is spliced from 2 exons. Lineage: Eukaryota; Metazoa; Arthropoda; Insecta; Lepidoptera; Gelechiidae.